Messenger RNA from Fusarium odoratissimum NRRL 54006, 4657 nucleotides. RefSeq lists its product as uncharacterized. The coding region runs from base 214 to 1995 and encodes 593 amino acids. The record is from RefSeq and is a predicted model, not a curated record. Gene Ontology annotation, cellular component: box C/D methylation guide snoRNP complex; small-subunit processome. Gene Ontology annotation, molecular function: snoRNA binding. The transcript is spliced from 3 exons. Lineage: Eukaryota; Fungi; Ascomycota; Sordariomycetes; Hypocreales; Nectriaceae.
AAGAACCUGCAUCACACUUUCCGCGCCAGAACCAAGACCAAAAAAAUUGAGUGGAGCCUUCCCAAGCUUCAUCUGAAAUUUUUCCAUCGCCAGCCCACCCUCGAUCUUUCCUUUCGCAGCCGCGCACAACGAACCGGACUGUGCCUCGCGAGGAAGCCACGACGCCAAUCGAAUAGAGCGAGACCAGAAGGAAGGAACCAAAACUAAUUCACAAUGUCGCUCUUUGUGCUUGCCGAGACGCCGGCAGGCUAUGGCCUGUUCAAGGCUACUGAUAAGAAGAUGCUCAAGAACGAGGAACUCGCUGCUGAGCUUGGACGACCUGAGAAGGUCGUUGAGAUGCUCAAGCUCAAGAAGUUUGUCAAGUUCGACAGCGCCGCUACCGCUCUCGAAGAAGCUGCGUCUCUCAAGGAGGGCAAGGUCCCUGAGCUUCUCACCCAACUCCUCGACGACCUGAAGUCCGAGAAGAAGGCUUCGCUCGCCGUCGCCGAUAUGAAGCUGGGCACUGCCAUCUCUAACAUGCCCUCGCUCAACAUUUCUCCUGUUUCUGGCUCCAACACCAUGGACCUUUUCCGUGGCAUUCGAGGUGGAUUGCCCAACCUUAUCCCUGGUCUGCUCGAGGAGAACUUUGACCGCAUGGCCCUGGGUCUUUCUCACUCCAUGUCGCGUCACAAGCUCAAGUUCUCUGCCGAUAAGGUCGACUCCAUGAUCAUCCAGGCUAUUAAGCUUCUCGACGACCUCGACAAGGAGCUCAACGUCUACGCUAUGCGAACCAAGGAGUGGUACGGAUGGCACUUCCCUGAGAUGGCCAAGAUUCUCAACGACAACUUGGCUUACGCUCGCGUCAUUCUUGCUGUUGGCAUGCGCACCAACAUUGCCGAUAGCGACCUCUCUGAGAUUCUUCCCGAGGAGAUUGAGACUUCCAUCAAGGCUGCCGCCGAGAUCAGCAUGGGUACCGAGAUCACCGAUGAGGAUCUUGACAACAUUAAGCUCCUGGCUGACCAGGUCAUUGUCUACUCCAACUACCGAACACAGCUGUCCUCGUACCUCGAGAGCCGCAUGCGCGCUAUCGCUCCCAACCUGACUGCUCUCGUCGGCUACCUCGUCGGUGCACGUCUCAUUGCCCACGCUGGCUCUCUCAUCAGCUUGGCCAAGUCUCCUGGUUCCACCAUCCAGAUUCUCGGUGCCGAGAAGGCUCUCUUCCGCGCUCUCAAGACUAAGCACGAUACACCUAAGUACGGUCUCAUCUACCACUCUUCACUCAUCGGUCAGGCGACCGGCCGAAACAAGGGUAAGAUCGCUCGUAUGCUGUCUGCCAAGGCUGCUCUAGGUCUCCGUGUCGAUGCCCUAGGUGAUGCCGAAGACGACGCUGAUGAGGAGGAGCGCGCUAUCCUUGGUCUCAGCAACCGCAUCAAGCUUGAGAACCACCUCCGCAAGCUCGAGGGCAAGCCUCUUCUACCCAAGGGCGCCAACGUCACCCCCUCUGGUGAGAUUGUUGGUGCUGGUCAGUUCACUCUCAAGGAGACCCGCCGAUACAACGGUGACGCCGAUGGUGUUGCUGAUGAUGAGGAGACCAACGAAGCUACCCCCGCAAAGAAGCUCAAGAAGGCCAAGAAGCUCAUCGAGGAGGUUGACGAGGAGAUGAAGGAUGCUGAGGAUGACAGCGACGACGAGGCUGCCACUCCUGGCAAGCCCAAGAAGCUCUCCGAGGCCGAUUACGAGCGCCUUGCCGAGGAGGCCGGUAUCUCAGUCAAGAAGUUCAAGCGCAAGUACGAGCGAGGUGACGUUGAGCUGAACGCCGAUGGCACACCCAAGGUCAUCAGCAAGAAGGAACUCAAGAAGCUGCGAAAGGCCGAGGAGAAGGCUACACCUUCCAAGUCGCAACCCGCCGCCGAAGAGACUGAUGGCAAGAAGAAGCGCAAGCACGACGACUCAGAAGACGAGGAGCCCAAGAAGGAGAAGAAGCAGAAGAAGAAGAAGCGACACUCUGAGGCUUAGAGACCCUCAAGUAAACGUCCACGGCGCAAGUCGUGACGAUGCUGAAUCGGACACAAUUGUAGGACUUUGAGGUUAACCAAUCUCAUCCUACCUGCUUUACUCGUACUCGUCUAAACACUGACGACGAACCCGCUCCAAAACGAAAGAUCAUAUUUCAAGUCAACCCAACAACAGACUAUUGGACGGUUCCCGAUGUGUAGAUAUAUGAUACCUGAGAGACUCCUGGCAUGGCAUCUUCUGCCCGCACCUUGUUUCCUGGCUGGCUGGCGUUUGGGUGGAGGGCAUAUUGGCGUGAUUUGGUUUUAUCCCUUUUUCGUAUUUUCAACUUGACCCUCUGUCCCCUCCCCGUCCCCUGGGUGGAUGCGCGGUGACUUCUGGAGAGGAAUUACUAUGCUUUGAUGUAUCAUUACGGGAGGGUGAACAGAGGGAUAUAGAAGAGAAAAUUGUCAAGUUUAAAAGUUAAUCCUCAAGUUUGGCCUGCCCUGGAUAUUGUGAUUGCUAAAUGAGUUGAAAUCGUGAUCAUGAAUCGUCGAGCAACGUGAUAUCUAGUCCAUUUUCUAUAUAUACGAGUGGGUUGAAGUAUUUGUUGAUGGUCAUCGUAUCGUAGAAGAGGUACAAAGAUCAAGACUAUCCUAAAUUUACCUAAACGUACUAAAGUUACCUAAGUUAAGUAAAUCUAGCAUAAAACUCAGGCAAUUUUAGGGUCCAUGAAUUUUGAAGCUUUUAGUUGUUUUUAUGUUCUGAGGCCAGCCACCCCAAGUUUCUCAGGCCACUACAGCCGGCAGAGUCUUCAGGCACACAAUCAGACGAAACACUUUCACCAACACAGCAAUAUCAGAAGGAAAAGGGUAUAUUCAUAGCGAUUGGGUAUUUUCCAUGACGUUAAGGGAUCAUUCAGAAACCAUCCUCAUUAAAUGCUCAUCUGAGCAAACCAAGGGUAUCCAUCACCAAAAAGAAGAGGCACAAGACACCACCCCUAUCCACCACCACUCCCUCGAUAGAAGAAGAAAGUAGAAUACAUACACUAAAAGUGAAGAAGCGCAAUGAGCGGUGGCGAUUGUUGUUGAGAUGGGUAUCAGAGUGCAGCGUCGAAAGCAAAAACGUGACAGGUCAUUCAGUUGAGUUAGACGGGCAAAGCUGGGGUGUAGCUCUGAUGAAGACGAGAAGAGAGCAGUCGAGGCAAUGCUUCCGAAAUCAAGUAGACCAGGCUAGAACCCGAAACGGGAACCCUCAAGCGUUAGCCCAUUGCCUCAAGUGAUACGCACGAGGGAAGAACGCCGUGAUUAGAUGUUCUCCACGACGCGGGCGUUCAUGGCCUGUUGGAAACCUGGGUCCUGACCUCCAAAGUCAUUUUCGUUAUCCAGGGCACGAGCGCUGGAUUCGCCAGUCUGGUUGGCCAUGGCGGCGUUGAGAGCGUUGCCCAUGGUCUGAUUAGCAGCAGGUAAGAAGAUAACCUUGCUAUUAGCAGACUUGGCCAUGGCUUGCAUAGCCUCGAGGUAUCGGAUCUGCAUGGCAGGAGCCGAACUCAGGAUAUCGGCAGCUUGUCGCAUAAGCUUGGCGGAUUCGACCUAGGAGGAGUAUGUUAGUCAUAUGUGACCAAGUGAAAAAUGAGGUAGAAUGUUACCUCAGCCUUAGCGGCAAUGAUCUUGCUUUCACCGAUACGCUUGCUCUGAGCAGCCAUAGAGAGUGACUCCUGCAGCUCCUGACUGAAGACAAUGUCCUUGAUGAGCAUGCUCUCAACCUGAACACCCCAUCCAGCGGCGACGUCUUCAAUGAUUUCUCCAAUGGACUGAGCAAUCUCUUCACGGCGCUCGAUGACAUCCUGAAGAACGCGAGCACCGACGACGUGCCGGAGAGUGGUCUGAGUGCGCUCCAUGAGAGCCUGCUUCACGUUAUUGAUACCGAAAGCAGCCUUGUGAGGGGAGACAAUGUGGUAGUAGAUAACUGAGGUCAAGCGAAGAGUAACGUUGUCCUUCGUCAUGCAAAUCUGCUCGGGCACCUCUGUGGUCUGAAUCUUUACAUCGAUCUGAAUAAGUCGCUCGCUGAGAGGGUUGAUAUUAACCAGACCAGGAUCGACGGCCUUGUAGAACUUUCCGAACUUCGUGACGAGGCCGACGUUACCCUGGUUGACCUCCUUGAAGGGGUUGGGGCAGAUGAUGCAGCAGGGAACGGCACCCAUGGUUCCAAUGAUAGUUCCGAGAGCGUUCACUAGAGGUUUUAGCCGAAGUGUCAAUAUCAUGAUUUCCUUGAUACUCACUCAUCGAACCAUACCAGCCCUUGGGGUUGGCAUCGUUCUCAACAACAGUCGCAUAACUGCGCUGGAGAUCUUCUUUCUUGGGAGGCUCAACUGCCAUCUUGUGCUGUGCCAUGAAGCCUCCGUUGCCCUCCAUCACAGGAGCCUUAGUUGGGUUUGCGGAAGAGCUUCCGCCGUUGAUCAUGCCCUCAGUGGACGACAUUGUGGAUUGUGAAGUGUGCUGUGUUGAUUCGAGAAAUGGUUUACUUGAAAGUUGUUUAGGGUUGAUCAAAGAAGUUGCAAGAUACCCGAUGAUCAAUGUUGUUUUGUUAGGUGAUGGAAUGUCAGUGACAAGAUGCAAAUGUUUCACGUUGGAGGCGGGGAGAGGGUGUUAUUUAAUGUUGUCGGGCAGGUUCAACCCACCCUCAA